UCAAACUUUGCGAGGUCGAUUGUGAACCCCGGUCGUUUACCACGCGUGAAGGCUACACGAAGAUGGAAAGAGCGACAUUUUUUUCAGCAGUGGUAAUUUACCUCAUUUCCACAACAUAUUGUAUGUCUGUAAGGCGAUGCACCGCCCCAGAAUGCCAACAGAUUACAGUGGAUGCUAAAGAAGUUAGAGAUGUCUAUGUUACGGAUUGUAACAUUAACAGAGUGACCGUCAUCGGCGAUGCGGCGCGGGUGUUCAUUUACCCUUUAAAGUCCUCGAAUGACCAGGGUGACUUAUGUGAACCAUUUCAAGUGAUACAUCUGAGCCUGUCAACAACUCAGCAUGAUGUGCCUACCCAUCCAACAACUCAGCAUGAUGUGCCUACCCAUCCAGCAACUCAGUAUGAUGUGACUACCCAUCCAACAACUCAGUAUCAUAUGACUACCGAUCCAACAACUCAGCAUGAUGUGCCUAUCCAUCCAACAACUCAGUUUGAUAUGAUUACCCAUCCAACAACUCAGUAUGAUAUGACUACCCAUCCAACAACUCAGCAUGAUGUGACUACCCAUCCAACAACUCGGCAUGAUAUGACUACCCAUCCAACAACUCAGCAUGAUGUGCCUACCCAUCCAACAACUCGGCAUGAUGUGACUUCCCAUCAAACAACUAAGCAUGAUGUGACUACCAGUCCCUCAAGGUCAAAAAUGAAACACACAGCUCUCUAUUCACUGGAAGAGGCAGCCAAAGAAGAAGACGCAUAUUCCUUCUGGAACCCCGAAAUGAAAGGCGCCAUGCCCUGCCAGACACUGUUCAAAGGUGGCCGACCAGUGCAGAAUUGUCAAGGUCACGGCCUAUGGGUUAGCUCUGACAUCAUUCCUUUUAAUCUGCGCCAUGAUUUGUGGCUUCAACUUUCGCUUUUUACAGAUGGAUUGGACAUGUCGCCCAUCCGUGAAACGAGUCACAACUCCAAAGAAACCCAGACCAGUCGUCGAUUCAUUUCUGCCGACAUCGAGGCAUCGCAAAAAGACGAGAUCGUCCAGUGUGAAUGGGGAAACGCACCUUUACGUCGCGUAGACUGUUCCAAGUGUCGAUCAGAACGAAACCUGUGUCCCUCUUGUCGGAGAUGUCGCAGGUUAAGGGUCCGCAGGGGGGAGUCUCGGUCACCCCCGAAGAUCCCGAUGACGGUGAGGAAGCGGUCUCCCUCCCCAUCAGCAACCCCUGCUCCGCUGCGGCCAGCAGUACCACCAUUCCAUCGAAUCGAGCGAGCCGGCGUCCAGUGGAAUGGAUUCGUCAAGAACGGUGACGACCAUGGAGGCGACUUCGACUCUGCCACCGAGACGUCUCCUCCCCAUACCAGGAGCCU
Messenger RNA from Saccostrea cuccullata (small rock oyster), 1360 nucleotides. RefSeq lists its product as uncharacterized. The transcript is spliced from 7 exons. The annotation marks the transcript as partial. The record is from RefSeq and is a predicted model, not a curated record. Lineage: Eukaryota; Metazoa; Mollusca; Bivalvia; Ostreida; Ostreidae.